AUGCGGCCCCUCCCCGCACUCCUUACCGCCCUCUCAGCCCUCACGUUCGCCCUCGCGCACACCCACUCGCCCUCCUCGCAUACCCUCGAACGCCGCGCAACUUCAUGCCCCGCCCUCUCCCCCAACGGUCCGAUCUUGAGCCCCUAUGUGACGGAUUGGUUGAGCGGCGCGACGGCGAGUGUUCCGUGGGAGUCGGUGGAUAUGGCUUUUUACUUUUGCGCACUCACGACCGAGACGGGCGUCGGACUCGCACCCGGCACGUCCACCGCUGGAAUGAAGAACUUCACGUCCGCCGCGAAAGCAGCGGGUAAAGUGCCUGUCCUCACGAUCGGCGGCUGGUCAGGAUCCGUCUACUUCUCCGACCUCGUCUCGACUUCCCAGAAGCGUUCGGCCUUCGCGAAUACGAUCAAGAGUUGGGUGACCAAGUACGGCUUCAAAGGCGUCUCGCUCGACUGGGAGUUUGUCGGAAAGCAGGGCGCUGGGAACAACAUCGUCUCGCCGUCUGACUCGGCAAACUACCUUUCCUUCCUCGCCAAACUUCGUCUGACGCUCGGCACAAACUACAUCAUCUCUGCCGCCGUUCCCGUCGUUGGCCUGACAGACGCGGACGGCUCCAUCCUCAAAGACGUCUCGAAAUUCGCUCUCUACCUCGACUACAUCGAGCUCAUGGCCUACGACAUGUACGGCGCCUGGUCCAAGACGACCGGACCCAACUCGCCGCUUCAUACGUGCGACGCCAACUCGGACUCGAUUGAUGCGGCGGUCAAGCGCUGGGUCGCGGCGGGCUUUCCCGCCUGCAAGAUCCUCCUCGGCGUAGCCUCCUACUCCCACCGCUGGAAGACCUCAAAGACCAAGCUCUCGACGACGCGCUACAAUAACCAGACGACCCAGGCUUUCCAGGCUCUUGCGACGACUGGCCAGCCGACAGAUUCGGGGUGGACGGUGCAGCAGUUGAUCUCAAUGGGCUACCUCAGCGCCGACCUCACGACUGGUCAAGGCGGUUACACUCGCUACUUCGACACUUGCACUCAGACCCCCUUCCUCUUCAAUCCAGCCGGCGCGCAGAAGUCGUUUAUCACCUACGACGACGCCCAGUCGUACACGGCCAAGGGCAAGUUCGCUCUCGCAAAAGGUCUCGCCGGCGUCGCGAUCUACGAGUCGACUGGCGCUACGCCCGCUAUGUACGCCGCGCUCAAGACGGGCUUGAAGACCAAGUCGAAGCGUGCGCUUGCGUUCGGCGUUGACGGCUCGCUUACUGGACUCGAAGAGGGCCACUUUGGGUGGGCGAUGGACGAGUCGGCGAUUCUCGAGAAGGAGUCUCUUACGGCUUAG
Rhodotorula toruloides NP11 is the source of this 1332-nucleotide messenger RNA. Its product is annotated as glycoside hydrolase family 18 protein. The transcript is spliced from 12 exons. The coding region runs from base 1 to 1332 and encodes 443 amino acids. Gene Ontology annotation, cellular component: extracellular region. Gene Ontology annotation, molecular function: chitinase activity; chitin binding. The record is from RefSeq and is a predicted model, not a curated record. Gene Ontology annotation, biological process: carbohydrate metabolic process; chitin catabolic process. NCBI's taxonomy places the organism in Eukaryota, Fungi, Basidiomycota, Microbotryomycetes, Sporidiobolales, Sporidiobolaceae.